AAUUUCAUUGAGAGGGGCUGUGAGCUUGUGAGGCAGAACUGCAUUUCCCUCCGUGGCCCCUCCAUAAAUUGUUUGCCACCUUGAUAUUCCAUCGUCUCAUCUUGCGUUCGUACGUUUAGCUAGCUGGGCACAGCGUCCGGUCGGUCCAGACAGCCAAACCCAUAUGCAGCACUACGGCUAUGCCGUCCUACUACUACCAUCUAAAGUUUGAGCUCUACGCGACGCCCGAUCCGACGGCAAAGAGCACCAACAGUAACGACUACACCGUUGGCUCAGCUGACGAGAUCUGGGUGCCCGCCCCCGGGUCCAGCAUCUUUGACGACCUACCCUCUCAUCCCCGCACUAGCAGCGGCAGCAAUAACAACAACGGACGACAGGCGGCGGCGGCGACGACGACGAGCAAGCCAAGGGGACGGGACGCCACCGACGGGCGUCACGACUACGCCGACGUCACGGCGAGACAGGCGGCUGCCUUUGCGGGUUCGGCGACAAAGAUCAUCGACUGCGGCGCGCAGAGGGGCAGGGCACACGACGAGGUUGACGACGGUGGAGCAACAGGAGGAGGAGGAGGAGGACGUCGCGGACGGAAUAUAGUGCGGCUAAGCGAAAGGCGGUUCCGCGAGGGGGCGUCGUUGUCGCUGUCGCCGCCGCCCAAGGUCUCGGACGGGAUAGGCCCGGCUACGGCUGUUAGGGACUGGCGGUUUGGGAGGGUCAGGAUUGAGAGCUUCGACCUUGUUCAGGACGGAAACGGGACGAUUUCGCAGAGUGGGGUUACCAUGAGCAAGAUGGCCGGGUCAACGGUGCAGGCUGAGACUGCGGCUACGCCGGCGGCAUCGCUGGGUCCCAAUCUCGGCGGUGUAGGCCUGGCUACCAAGGCGAGAUACGUGCCGUUGGAGACGAAGAAUACCGAGGCCGGUUGGGGGAUUGUACAUCUCUACAGGGAGGGCGAUGAGUCGGAUGCGUUGCGCGGUCUGCCUGAUCCGCAGGAUGGCGACGACGGAAACGGGAACGGUGUGGGCUCGGCUGAUGAGGAGGGCACGAUUCUCUGCAUCCCGGCGGUUCCCAGCUAUAUGUCGCCCAUCGACUUCCUGGGUUUCGUUGGGGAGAAAUGGCGCGGCGAUGUUAGUCAUUACCGGAUGGUCAUGACGAGCAGGAUGAGCCGGUACAUGGUGCUUAUGAAGUUUCGGGAUCGCAAGAGAGCUAGGGAGUGGCGGAAGGAGUUCGACGGGAAACCGUUCGAUAGCGUCGAGACCGAAAUCUGCCACGUUACAUUCAUAAAGUCGAUUACGGUCGAGACACCGAACCAAGGGGGCAGCAUAAGGAAACCCUCGGAGGCCAGCGAUGAGCGGUUCUCUCCAACCUCUCCCGUCGUCAGCUCGCUCAAACCAUUUCCACCGCCUACCCCAAACCUCAUUGAACUUCCAACCUGCGCUGUCUGCCUUGAGCGCAUGGACGACACUACCGGCCUGAUGACUAUACUAUGCCAACAUGUAUUCCACUGCACAUGCCUCCAGACGUGGAAAGGCUCAGGCUGCCCCGUUUGCCGGGCUACGAACCCCAAACCCAGCGCGGACAGCUACGACCCGGAGAAUCCGUACUCGCGACCGUUCGGUUCUGGCGUAUCCAAUAUCUGCAACAAUUGCAAUUGCACCGACGACCUAUGGAUCUGCCUCAUCUGCGGUAAUGUUGGAUGUGGGCGGUACAACGGCGGACACGCCAAGGAGCACUGGAAGCAGACGGCGCACAGCUUCAGUCUCGAGCUCGAGACGCAGCACGUGUGGGACUAUGCGGGGGACAUGUGGGUGCACCGGCUGAUCCGUGACAAGGGCGACGGGAAGGUUGUCGAGCUACCGCGUAACAACAACAACGACCGCCAAGCCGGAGGAGGGAGGGAUGGUGCGGGCCAAGAAGACGUGGUACCCCGUGCCAAACUCGAUCGCAUCGGCAUGGAGUACACGCACCUGUUGACGAGCCAGCUCGAGAGCCAGCGGAUCUAUUUCGAAGAGAUGGUCAACAAGGCGGCGGAUAAAGCUGCCAAGGCUACGGCGGCGGCGGAGUCGGCCUCCGCACAGGCCAGCGAAGCGCUCAAGCAGCUGACUGCACUUCGGGAAGAGCACCGCGUCCUCAAGGAGCGAACUGUUCCUUCUCUGGAGCGGGAGCUGGAGAGGCAAAAGAGUCGCGCGAUCAAGUCUGGGGAACUGGCGAGGAAUUUGGGGAAGGCCUUACAGGAGGAGAAGGAGGUGAGCGCUGGGCUGAUGAAGCGGAUUGACCACCUCAAUGGGGAAGCGGAGAGCGUGAAAAAGACAAUUGAUGAGCUCAGGGCCGAAAAUGAGGAGCUCAAGGAGAUGAACCGCGAUCUGACCAUGUUUAUCAGUGGGCAGGAGAAAUUGAAGGAGAUGGAGAAGGAAGGAAUGAUUGAGCCUGGGGAGCUGGAGGAAGGGUUAGUUGGUGUCCCAGAAGGGAGUUCCAAGAGGAAAGGGAAAGGGAAGGCGAAGAAGUAAGGGGGAUGAACGCAGGAGAUGGCCGUAGGGUCAAGUUGCCGUACCGUACGGAUAAGUAGCGGCUUAGUCAGACAUUGUUCGUGACCGCAUUCUCUUGGGCCACGUACUCAAGCAGUGGAACUGACGAUGUUCAAUUCCCGUCUGCAUUGUAUGAGGUUAUCAGCGAUA
Canariomyces notabilis is the source of this 2669-nucleotide messenger RNA. RefSeq lists its product as uncharacterized. The record is from RefSeq and is a predicted model, not a curated record. Gene Ontology annotation, cellular component: cytoplasm. Gene Ontology annotation, biological process: Ras protein signal transduction; protein ubiquitination. The coding region runs from base 180 to 2501 and encodes 773 amino acids. NCBI's taxonomy places the organism in Eukaryota, Fungi, Ascomycota, Sordariomycetes, Sordariales, Chaetomiaceae. The transcript is spliced from 2 exons. Gene Ontology annotation, molecular function: ubiquitin protein ligase activity; zinc ion binding.